GGAAUUUUUAGAAUUUAAUGAAAUAUAUGAACUAUUCUCCUUAUCAUCAACAACUUUUUCACUUGGAAGAACACUCUGUGCCGAUAUGACAAUUACUCAGGCUGUCUGUGUUACGGCAAUUUUUAUGCUCAGCGGUUCCGAUCCAGCACAACUUGAUACUACAACAUUACUGGAAUCAUUUUCAUAUUUCCCUGCCGGAUGUUCCGUGCAAACGCUACAGCAUUAUUCGCAAAAUAUUGCGACAAAGAAAUUUCAAGCUUACGACUAUGGAUAUUUGGGCAAUUACAAACAAUAUGGACAGAUGACACCUAUUACGUAUGAUCUUAAAAAAGUUACCGCUCCCUUGGCUUUAUUUUACGGCGCCAAUGAUUUUCUUGCUCCAAAAUUGAGUGUCCUCGAGACAUAUAAACACUUGCCGAAUGUUAUUCUACUGAAGGAAAUUCCAUAUAAAUUAUUCAACCAUUUUGAUUUUAUAACAGCUACCGAUGUAAAAAUUCUAUUGUAUGAUCAUGUAACAGAACUACUUCGAAAAUUUGAUAAUUAGACGUAAACAAUCGAUAGUAAAUUUAUCUAUUAUACGUCUGAUAUUUUCUUGUUAAAAACAGUUAUCUUAUACUUUUGGUUAUAUUAUAUAUAAAAAAUCCAUGUCAGUUUCUUGUA
Wasmannia auropunctata (little fire ant) is the source of this 660-nucleotide messenger RNA. RefSeq names its product lipase 3-like. NCBI's taxonomy places the organism in Eukaryota, Metazoa, Arthropoda, Insecta, Hymenoptera, Formicidae. The transcript has 4 exons. The coding region runs from base 86 to 544 and encodes 152 amino acids. The record is from RefSeq and is a predicted model, not a curated record.